AAAAAUCGCGCUGGGUGUGUAAGUGUUUUUAUUUUAAAAUGUCGAAGAUUAAUAUAGAAGACUAAUCUAAAUUUCGUUGUGGAGUCUAUAAAAAACUGCAUAGUGCGAAUUACUAUAACGUGAUUAAGUGCUGAAAAAAGUGGCGGCGGAUCACAUGACAAAUAAGAUCAAUGACUCCAGUGGUGGUUGACAGGAAGGGAACUCGGGAGUCGGGACUUCGUUUCGUCGUCUACUCUCUCAUUUAUCCGCGGCUGUUAGAAAGUACAGUCUGUGGCAGGAACUGUUGCCUAGUGUAGUGACAAUGGGAGUGAAUAUAGUGCAGUGUUUUGAAUGUGACAUGACAACAAUAUGAUGGAGACCGAGCUACCACCCGGCAGCUGCAAUUCAACUGGUCACCUGUCCACUAUUGGAUGGAAUAUACCAGGUCGCAUGCACCACUCGGCGAGCACGCCGGCGGGCGUCGACGGCGGCGCUCGCACGCCUCCCGCCACGCCCAAGAAAGGCGGCAAGAUGCUCGCCGUGCGUGUGCAGAUGCUGGACGACUCCAUAUCCAUGUUCCAGAUACAGUCAAAAGCACUUGGACGAGUGUUGUUCGAUCAAGUCUGUCGACAGCUACACCUCCUAGAAGCAGAUUAUUUCGGACUCGAGUAUCAGGAUGCGAACGGAACUAAGUACUGGUUGGACGUCGAAAAGCCAAUGUGCCGCCAAGUUGGUCUAUCGAUGUUGGAGCCAACAUUAAGGUUUUGCGUUAAGUUCUACACACCGGAUCCUGCGAGACUUGAAGAGGAAUUCACACGGUAUCUCUUCUGUUUGCAAGUGAAACGAGACCUCGCACAGGGUUGUAUACAAUGCAACGAAAACACAGCAGCGUUGAUGGCCAGCUACAUCGUACAAGCCGAGUGUGGCGACUUCGUACCGGAAGACUACCCGGACCACACCUAUCUUAGCGGCUACAAGUUCUUUCCCGGGCAAGAUUCAGAAUCCGAGAGGCGGAUAAUGGAGAAUCACAAGAAACACAUCGGCCAAAGCCCUGCGGAGGCGGAUUUGAAUUUAUUAGAAACAGCGCGAAGAUGCGAAUUAUACGGUAUAAAAGUACACGCAGCAAAGGAUCACGAGGGCGUACCGCUGAAUCUCGCAGUUGCACACAUGGGAAUCGCAGUGUUCCAACACUUCACUAAGAUCAACACCUUCAGCUGGGCCAAGAUCAGGAAAAUAUCAUUUAAGAGAAAACGAUUUCUUAUCAAACUACAUCCGGAGGGAUAUGGUUACUAUCGCGAUGUUGUGGAGUUUUUCUUCGAAAGUCGUAACGAAUGCAAGAAUUUUUGGAAAAAAUGUGUCGAGAAUCAUGGCUUCUUUCGUUGCUCGAGCGUACCUCGCUUGCCCAGACAUAAGACUAGAGUUAUGUCUAGAGGGUCUUCCUUCAGGUAUAGUGGAAAAACACAGAAGCAGAUUGUUGAGUUCGUAAGAGACAACUACGUUAAGCGACAGACAUUCCAAAGGUCGGGCUCGUUCCGCACGUCGCGCUCGGCGGGCUCGUCGCGCGGCAACGUGUCCGCGCCCGCGCUCAACGCCAGCGUGUCCGCGCACCCGCUGCUGCCGCUGCCGCCCGGCUCCGACGCGAUUUCCCUGGAGUGGGACAAGCAACCUCACUACCUGGAGGCCUCUCUGAUGAUGAAGGGCUACUCGGCGGAGGAGGCGCGUGCGGCGGCGCGCCGCGCAACCGCUCGCCCACCCCCACCAGCUACCGCCUUCGCCUCCACGAGGGACAAGCUAUCAAAACUGUACUGCAAUCAAAUACAAGCGGGUCCAGAAGUAGUGACCCAUGCCGAGGUCAAUCAUCAUCCUAUGGAGGAUUCGCUUCCGCCUCAUCAGAUGACGACACCGUUGACAUCUCCGGAGAGUACGUGGAUAACGGAUGCGGAGGACAGUGGGCGCGCGCGCGCUCCCACUCCGCCGCCUCGUGGGCCGCGCCCGCACACGCCAGAUGUGAGCCUCCAAGAAGACGACCCCACGGUGUCGUCGGCGAGCCUGUGCGUGUCGCCGUCGGCCAGCGCGGCGGGUCCGCUCGGCGCCUCCACGCCGCUCGACCGGCGCGCCGACACCAACGGGUACCGCGAGCGACACGAGCGCCUCGACAACCGCAGGGACUGCGACACCGUCAACGGGAACGUACACGUUAAUAUAGUGUCGGCGUCGACUCAUAAUAUGGAUGUCCUGAGCGGCGGAGAGAGCGACGCGGGCGACACGUUGUCGAGACGGAACAAUAAUAGCAUAUCAUCGGGCGUAGCGGGAACAGGCGAGACGACGAAGCGACGCGGAGACAUCACGUACUACGUCGCCAAGGAACUGCUUAUGACAGAACGCACGUACAAGCGUGAUCUCGAACUCGUCACCGUCACGUGGUCGAAGCGCGUGGGCUCGCUGGGCCGCGCGUCGGGCGGCGCGGAGGCGGCGGCGCUGGCGCGCGCGUGCCUGGCGCUGGAGCCGCUGGCGCUGCCGGCCGGCGCGCUGCUCGCCCGCCUCGACCGCGCGCUGUCCUCCGCCUCGCCCGCCGCCGCCUCGCCCGCCUCGCCCGCCUCGCCCGCCUCGCCCGCCUCGCCCGACGCCGAAGAUAACGAAGAACCUGAGUAUAAAAAAGUAGCGGAUUUACUACACGAUUAUUUAUCAAGUACAUAUGACGCGUACGCGGCGUACACGGAGCAGGCGGGCGCGGCGGUGGCGCUGGUGGAGAGCGCGCGGCGGCGCGGCGGGGAGGGCGCGCGCCACGCCGCCGCCUUCGACCGCGCCGCGCCGCUGCCGCUCGCCUGCCUGCUGCUGCGCCCGCUGCACCGCCUGCACCACUACGAGCGCCUCGCGCACGAGCUAUGGACGGCGACGGGCAGCUCGUCGGCCCUCGCGGCGCUGGAGCUGGCUCGCAGUGCGUCGGGCGCGGCCGAAGAGCAGCUGCGCCACGUGGAGAACCAUGCUGCGCUUUGUCAGCUGCAGCGAGACCUCUUGGGGUACGAUAAGCUGUUGGUCGCCGACCGGGAAUUUAUAAGAUUGGGUUGCGUCUACACGCACACUUCCAAAGGAUUACAACAAAGAAUGCUAUUCUUGUUUAACGACAUCCUCAUUCUGGCGUCUAAGUGUUCGAGCGGCCAGUUUCGCGCUCACUCGGUACUGCCGUUGGACCAGCUGAGCAUCGAACCUACCGAGCUACCCCACUCAUUUGUGAUCAAGGGCGAGGACAGUCGGCUGACGCUGAGCGCCAGCGGCGAGGCGGAGUUCCGCGGCUGGCGCGCGGCGCUGGGUGGCGCCGGGCGGGCGGCGCGCGCGCGGCCCGGCGCCGCCGACCUGCAGCUCUCGCACUCGCUGCACGACUACGAGGAGGCGGAGGGCGCGGGGGCGAGCGGCGCGGGCAGCGCGCUGGCGCACGUGUGCUGGCACCGCGCCGCCUCGCUGCGCCGCGACCAGCUGCAUCGCGCCAUGCGGAGCCAGCUAUCCGGAUAUUUGUUGCGCAAGUUCAAGAAUUCUCACGGCUGGCAGAAACUGUGGGUGGUGUUCGCGAUGUUCACGUUGUUUUUCUACAAGACCUGCCGCGACACCGCGCCGCUUGCGUCGCUGCCGCUUCUAGGAUACACCGUCGGCGCGCCGUCUCCGGGUGAUGGAAUCGAUAAAGAAUUCGUGUUUAAACUGCAGUUCAAAAAUCACGUUUACUUCUUCCGCGCGGACAGUCACUUCACAUACAAUAGGUGGAUAGAAGUCUUACAAACGCCUAUGGUUUCAGAAGACAAUUAAAUCUACAAUAUUCCACCAACACCAAGUUUGUGAUAACAAAAUAAAAUGAAUCAUGGAAGGAUAUAUGUACCGUAAAUUAAAUAAAACAAAAUACCAUUACAAUUGGUGCCAUAAAGUUUAUAGAAUUGUUUGUAAAAAUAUACACGAACUUUAAUGUCAAAAGUGAUGUUAAUAUAAGUUCUUGCCUAUAUUUAUUUUCGAAUAGAACUAAACUACCAAUGUAUUAUAUGUUUCUCUAUACUGCGUAUAAUAAUUCGUACCAUAAAAGUAGCAUAUUGCGCGCUCCUUUUCACGUAUGAUAUAUCACUACGCCUGCCAUAAAGCCCGUUAGUGCGAGGGAGCGCGCAACAUGCACUGCUUUAAUGACAACAUGCCACGAAAUAUUGUACAUAGUGUUAAGCGUUUCGUUAAUCGGUGUUAAGUUUGAGACGUCAGUACAUAUGGUAAGUUUAAAAUAAAAAGACAAAUCGAAUACGACGAUGACUUGUUGCGACUGUCGCACAAAGAGUGUCACUUGUCCUUGAAAAGGGUAAGCAAGAAAUAUAAAUAAAUUACAAAUUAUACAUAGUGUCAUUAUCAUUAGAAUAUUCAAUGCGUAUAAGCGAAUGAACUUGUGCAGAAUGCGAGGGAGAUGCAACAAGAGAGAGAGAGAGAGAGUGAGAGAGCACUAUAUAUUUAAAUAAAUGAAUGACUAGCUCAUAUGAUUAUUUAUAUUAAUAUUUGUACAAAUUAUGCAAAGACAACAUACACUUUCAGUCAAAAAAUUAUAUAAGAAGAGUGGGAGGGAGAGAAAAUAGAAAUAUACUUAUAAAAUAUAAUAAACAUUUGUAUCAAAGAUAGAAUCCAUCAUAAUAACUUAUUAGUUAAUACAUUAAGUAUUUAUUUCCUAAUAACUUAAA
Messenger RNA from Vanessa tameamea, 4676 nucleotides. It is a transcript of the gene Cdep, whose product is annotated as FERM, ARHGEF and pleckstrin domain-containing protein 1-like. The coding region runs from base 349 to 3777 and encodes 1142 amino acids. Gene Ontology annotation, molecular function: guanyl-nucleotide exchange factor activity; cytoskeletal protein binding. The record is from RefSeq and is a predicted model, not a curated record. Lineage: Eukaryota; Metazoa; Arthropoda; Insecta; Lepidoptera; Nymphalidae. The transcript is spliced from 29 exons. Gene Ontology annotation, cellular component: cytoskeleton.